GGGAGGGGGCGCGUGUCUCUCUUUUUAAUUAUCUUUCUCCCUCUGGGGCGGCGGGCGCGCGCGUGUGUGUGUGUGUCUGUGUUGUGGCCAGCGUGCUUUUUGACUAAGAAAAUCUGACUUUGGGCCGACGACCGCUCGCCAUGGGAGGUUCGUGUGUACGAGGUCGUGGCUGCCUUUUUGUAGCCCGCCCUCUGCUCUUUCUGUCGUACUCAUGGGAGGAAGCCGCGCUCUUCGCUUCAGAUCCUAUCGUAGACGCCCUCGGAAAGCUCAACUCGACGUCUUCAAUCGUUCUCUCGGCUCCUGCCCCGUCAUCUGUACAUCGUUGUCGUCCUUGCCACCUUCUUCCCUACUCGCCUCUCCUGGAAGACGGGCUUGGAGUCCCGAUCCAACUCGGAUCUGCGCGUAGAUUCGCCCUCGACUUUGUCUACGGACGUUUGGAAGAAGCCAGCCAACUUUUCGCGGUCGCUUGCCGGACGGACCGCAGGCUUUCGACACAGUCCCUGCAGUGGGAAACGCGUAAACUAAAUCUUUGACGUGGCUGUCCGACUCUGCUCUGCUCGUCCUGGAUUGACGUGUGCUUUGGCCUGCUUCGGAUGCCGUCUGUCUGUUCUCGAAGGGCGCUUCAUGGUCGUGUCGACACUGCUGGACAAUGCCAAUAGAUACCAGCCAAGACAGAGCGCGAAUUCAUUCACUGCACGAAAACCUGGAUCAUGGAUGAGACAACCAAGAUACAGAUUUGAAGAACCCAGGCGAGAGACUAAUCUGUUCGUGUUGUAUUGACUGGUGUGGAGGUUUUGUUUGGAGCAAACUAGUCGUGGGUUUGGACUUCGACACACACAACACCAGUAAGAGAGCGAUACUGUGUGCAACGAAGCGACCAUGGCUUUCCAAUACGCACAUCACCGGCCGCUAACGCCGAUCACGCCAGUGCACUCACCCCAUCCAUCAGCCGGGUCUUCAGUUCGAGCGCGAACACCCGGUCAAUUGAGUCUUCAUGAGUACCGUAAGAUGCAAGUGACUCCCAGCCCACCGGCUGUUCCAGGACAAAAAACUGUCAAGAAGAAGCGAGGAAUGUCCAGUCUGAAUCGUCCUGAGGGAUCACACGCGCAAACCCCAAAAUCUGACUUCUUCUCCUCAUUUCCCUCCAUGACGACACCCCCGGAAACACCUUCACUAGACCCUCCGUUGCCCUUCACUUCCAAUGUUUUACCAGCCGAUGCGACCCCCGUGUCACGCGUAGAACACUCUUCUGCUGCCACAAGAUAUCCAGAAUUUGCACACCUCUUAUCUCUUGGAUCUGAGAUUCAACACUCUCCUCCAAAAUCAAAAACUUUGCUUUCAUUGCAUUCAACAUUGCCUUCGUUACAAAGCUCAUCUUCGUAUAAAGCGCCAGCACCAAAACAACCUUCAGUCUUGGGUCUCUCGCCGCCGUCGUCGUCGUCGUCUCCGCUGAGGCAUCCUCUUUUGGAGAGCCAACUCAGUCUGCGACGGCCUUGGUCCUCGACCGAGGGCCAAGACCUAAGGUACGUUUCCUCUGAUACUGACUCCCAGGCACCAUCCAGGAUCCGCCAGCAGUCUAGGUUCGACGGGAGCAGCAGAGCAGAGAGCGCCGACAUCAUCCGCAGUCUUGGACGUCACUUCCAGCAACCCGAUAUUCUAGGAUCGUCAUUCCCAGGCACCUCGGUCCGGGAAUCAUUUCCAGGAAUUGGAAGCACUAGGAAUAACUUUCGUCCAUUGAGUACUUCUGCCACUCAGGAGUCCACGUUUUCGCAGCCCAAAGUGAAGACAUCGCAGCCUCUGGCGGGAGCAUCUCAUAGUUUUGAGCCCCUUGCUAGCGCUUUCAACCCUCGUGAAAGGCACUUCAACUCGAUUAAGCGACUCCCAAGACCUCAUUCGUCUGGCAAGCGGCGUCCAGUCCCCUUGAGCCUUACGACAAGUAACACAGACGGACUUUAUCAGUCAGAGAACUACACGACAAGCACUUCGAGCUUCUCGCUGUCCAAAUACUCAUUUCCACAACCACCGCAACCACGUGCACUGUCGCCACACUCUCAUCUGGCAACGCCACCUCUUUCAGUCGAGACAGAGAGUAACGUGCCUCGUCUGCCAGCUGAAAGCCCCCUGUUGCGCUUCAGUGGCGUCUCUUUUGAGAUAGUGAACCCACACAGCUCACUUGAGCUUGCAAACUUUGACUCACUUUCUGACGAAGUUGAGGAUUUGAAGCUAGAUCAACCAACCGUGAUUGACUACGACAGCGACAGUAGCGAGAUGGGCUCUGACGGAAAAGGUGCUCCAAUUGGAAAACGCUUCAGCUCAUUCCGUAACGCAUACGAGUCGAUCUCAAAAGGCUCUAAGCAGUUACUAAGUGGCGGCCAGUCACGUCGUAGCUCCUCAAGUCGAGCACGUUCGACCUCUCAACCAACCACCCCUAUAACGCCGCCUCGAUUAUCCACGGGCCCCACGCCUGCAAAUACGCCGCCAUGGGUUGGUUUCAAUGAACAUGGGCAACGCGUGAACGCUGCCGGUGAAGUGGUUACUGAUUCCAUCCAAGCUGGUCCUAGGACUAGCCAAGCAGACCUGGUCCGCGCCUCAAUGUCAUCGCGCUCCACUCCAACUUUCUCACAAUCACUUGAGUAUCCUGAGCCUGUAUUCACGUCGAACAUACCUCUUCCAAGUCGUGCUCGAAGCAAUACUCUUCAACCUCUUCUUGAGAGCUCACCCAUUCUGUCGGCCGACAAGCCGGCUCUCGCACUCUCUCUCGAGCAUGACGUUAUUUCUCCUGCAGAAGAUAGAGUGGACUCCCUGCGAUGUGAGACCACUACCCGUCAUCUCCAUCGCUCUCAGACUAGAGGGUCUCGCUCUGUUACAUUUGACCACACAGAGGGUGCUGGCUUCGACUUCGGGCUUCCCGUCGCUCGACAGAAUAGUCUGCUGCACGACUCUAUGCCAAUUGCACAAAGCAAUGAUUUCAGCGCUCUUCGAAAUCUUGAUCAUGGCGUUACUUCUUUCCCUCGUCCAGCGAUUAAGUCUCAGCAGUCAGCGUUGCGACAGCCUAUCUACGAAUCCGACCUUGAAUCUCACAGAACUGUUGCCGGCGGGCAGAAUUUCGCUCCGGAUCGUUCCACGGGCGAAACUCGCUACUCACAAGCAACCUCCGUUGACGACCUGGACUAUCCGGAGUCGUCAUGUUGUCUGAGCGAGCCAUUCCCAUACGCGAAUUACGAGAGUCGUGCUACUGGUCAGAGCUCUACUCUCAGUCGUUUCAUCCAAGAAUACGACUACACUCAUGGAGACCAGAUGCUAGAACCGAGCCGGGACGCUCAGACAAUCCAUUAUGAACUUUCGCCACAUUCAUCUUACGUAGACCCUGCGUGGACUGAGGCGACGAACGAGAUAGCUCCAUCGUCCACGAGAUCUGCCUCUGCUGCAGAUAGAUUUGUAACUAUGAAUGGUCGUGAGGCAAUCAAUGGUCGUGGUCCGAUGUAUGGUGUAGACCUCGGCUCAAGAGUUGAUUAUCCUAGAUUUCGUGGUCAAAUCACCCGCGCUAUUCCUGUACGGCAAUUUAACACGGUGGAAGACUUUGACGAAGCCAUCGAAGACAUGGCGCAUCAGCCACUUCUCCAUCGUAGCGACACAGAGUUUCUUGAGCGAUAUCAUGCGCUCAUGAGCAGAAUUUGUGAAUUACAUGGUAUAGAGGCGCGUCGGGCUGCUGAACGCAAGCUUAACCACGUUGUUCCAGCACCACAAUCUGCCUUUGACCAUCAGGUCAAAACUCAACCGACGGGAGAGUAUGAAGACUAUCUCUAUAUGGCUCCAGUUGCUCCACUCAGCUAUCAAGAUGACGAGUCUGAAUCUGAAGAGAGUGAGCGGAGUCCUUUGAAUGAAAGCCCUGGCUCUUCUAUAGCACCACUUGGCCCUCUGGUCGUACGCAACAACGCAACUCACAUUCGUGACUCACGCGAAUUUGCUAGAUGGCUUGAAGAGGAUUCCGAUACUGAACAGCAUUCAGCGGAAAUUCCCCAAAGCCCACUGGAUAAUAGUCUGCCACGAAAUCCCCUGGAUGUUCACGGCGCAUUCUUGCAUAAUCCAGAUGGUGCACGGGAUCAAGUUCAAGGCAUUGAAUCAAGUCAACUUGCCGUAGACAGGGUGCGAUCGAACUCACACCGUUUUGGCUGGAGUGGGCCACCACCUCAAGACCCUGCACCGUGUCCUUCUAAUAAUGAGCAGUCCAUUGGUUUUAUAACACCUCCACGUCCUUUUGCAAAUCGCAAUCCAGCUGAGCAGUCCGAAGUCUCAUCGUAUGACAGCACUAAGAGAUUGCUUGGUAUCAUUAACACAACCGCUCCUCGAUCUCCAGACGACGAAUCGUAUGUUGUACCACGCGAUACAGCUAACCUUAACGCUCAAGAUCAAUCAUCAGCUUCACGACGCCGCUUCUACAUGAAUUGUCAGGCCCUUCGACACGAAGAAGAGCUUCCAAGGAUGUGGGCACGUUACUCACCACCUGGGUCUGCAAAUCUAAGACAAAAGAGGACGUCUAAUGAGGCUACACCUAGCCAAACUAGCGAAGAAAUUGCCGCAGCGAUUGACGAUGCUGAUGACUGGGAGACAGAACCUAGUCGUAGUAACCGCAAUUCGUAUGCAAGACAUGGCACUGACUUUCGUGGUGAUUCCGGUGAGAAUUCAAUCUUGGGCGGGUAUUAUGCAUUCCCGACGAAGGAAAACGAGUCCUAUGGAGCCGGCAAUGAUUACACACCCGCACAUCCGCUCCGCCCAAACGACUCUCAUCUUCCUGGCUUUUACCCGGUAGAAGAGCUUUCGCCAGAACCACAUGAUGACUUCGAGAACUUAACUACACCUCCAAAAGCAGUAAUUCGACAAAGUCACCGAAACGUAAUUCCCAAGCAAGUCUACCGUUAUGGUCACAACUUUGAUGACAUCGAGCUUGGAGUUCUUUCGCCACGUUCGAUUCCGUCAGUACGCUCGGACCGAUCGAGUCGCUCUCGAAUGACGCGUUGGCCACGGCCAUCUGUGCAACACCAGAACACAAUACGCCCAUUCAUGCUUCGCUCCAACACUCAAUGUUUUGACAGCGCACCCACUUUGCAACGAAAAGACACACGCAUGACUGUCAAGGAGAAAAGGAUCGCAUAUGCGGUCAAUUGGUUUUGCAUUACUAUUGGUGCGAUCAUCCCCAUUCCAAGCCUCUUAUUUUGCCUCGGCUUCUUUGAUGGCAUCACGAGGGAGUGCACCAGUCGCAAAUUGAAGAAGAUUGCAUUGUGGGAAUCGGCUGUUAUGCUUGUUGUGGUCCUCAUUGCGGCUGCAGUUUGCAUCACGAUCUCGGCUGAAAAUCAACGCCGCGCCAGCGGGAAUUAAUAUUGAUACCCAGAAUAAGAAUGAUUCAGUAGUUGGUCGAUUGAACUAUUGAUGAUAAAAAACAAAGACCCCGACUCUUCAGCAGACACCAGCCUGAUUUAACAUUGGGGUUACAUCGUCUAGGAAAGCGAAAGGACGAAAACAGCAUUCAUUUAUUUUCCUUGGUCAUGCUACAAUCACACACGCACUAAUAAUGCAGUCAUGGUCUGCCACUAAUUCCUGUGCAUGCAAACGUCACCAUCGUAAUGCAUCAGCCGGCAAAUGACAGCUCACUCUCUGUGGCUUUCGUGGUUGCGGCUCAAAUUCACGACUACGUUGGCGGAAUGCUUGUAUUUCUAAACACAUUUUGAAUAUAUUAUGAAUGAGUCGGCAAUCAACUGCUGCUCCCACUCAACGAUGACAAUGUCGAUUGGACUCGUGGCGAGCUUCUCUGCGCUCGUCAUCCUUCUGAAAAUGUAAUUCUUCCUUGCCUUUUGUAGGCUUGAAGAGAAGAAUUCAAUUGCAAAAUGCGAUUGACUGAUUAUGAAAUUAAAUUUGGUGGUGGGCUUUGUCGCCCUCGUCACUAAUCAGCUCAUGUAAUAUACUUAAUAAGUUAGCAGAAUCCUAUAAAUU
This is a messenger RNA of Verruconis gallopava, 5988 nucleotides long. RefSeq lists its product as uncharacterized. NCBI's taxonomy places the organism in Eukaryota, Fungi, Ascomycota, Dothideomycetes, Venturiales, Sympoventuriaceae. The coding region runs from base 880 to 5376 and encodes 1498 amino acids. The transcript is spliced from 4 exons. The record is from RefSeq and is a predicted model, not a curated record.